Herpailurus yagouaroundi (jaguarundi) is the source of this 2283-nucleotide messenger RNA. It is a transcript of the gene IRF9, whose product is annotated as interferon regulatory factor 9. Gene Ontology annotation, molecular function: DNA-binding transcription factor activity, RNA polymerase II-specific; protein binding; RNA polymerase II cis-regulatory region sequence-specific DNA binding. The transcript is spliced from 8 exons. The coding region runs from base 362 to 1594 and encodes 410 amino acids. Gene Ontology annotation, cellular component: nucleus. The record is from RefSeq and is a predicted model, not a curated record. NCBI's taxonomy places the organism in Eukaryota, Metazoa, Chordata, Mammalia, Carnivora, Felidae. Gene Ontology annotation, biological process: regulation of transcription by RNA polymerase II; immune system process.
UCAGCGUGGGUCUAGAGCUAGAGGGCCCCGCCGGAUUGGAGGUGGGGGGGGGCGGGGGCUCCUGGGGCCCCUCUGCCAAACAGGAAUAUACAGACCGCCUGUGAGCCAGGACACAGGGGGUUUGGCCUGAGUGAGAGAGUGACUGGGGACCAAUGUCCCCAGCCCUAUAGGCAAAGAACAGGAGGUCCCUGCUGUGGGUUGUUCAGGGAAGUCAGCCCCGGCUCCAGCUGACCCUGUUUGUUUUCUUGCUUUCUGGCCCUGCCCACUUCCGCUGGAGCUCUGCCCCACCUACCCCAGAGGCAAGAGGAGGGGACAGAUGGGGGUCAAAGGAUAGGUUGUGGGGGUGGUGGGUGAGGGAUCUAUGAAGCAUCUUGCAAACAGAUACUGCCUUCGCAGAUGCUUGGGGCAGAGACCGGGCCUCUCUCCAGGAACCACACCAAGGGAGUUCUCUUCCAGACAACAGAUUCCUGAAAAGAUGGCAUCGGGCCGGGCACGCUGCACCCGAAAGCUGCGGAACUGGGUGGUGGAGCAAGUGGAGAGCGGGCAGUUCCCGGGGGUGUGCUGGGACGAUGCAGCUAAGACCAUGUUCCGGAUUCCUUGGAAGCAUGCAGGCAAGCAGGACUUCCGGGAGGACCAGGAUGCCGCUUUCUUCAAGGCAUGGGCGAUAUUUAAGGGGAAGUACAAGGAGGGAGACACAGAAGGCCCUGCUAUCUGGAAGACUCGUUUGCGCUGUGCUCUCAACAAGAGCCCCGAAUUUGAGGAGGUUCCUGAAAAUGGCCAUAGGGAUGGAGCUGAGCCCUACAAGGUGUAUCGGUUGCUGCCAUCGGGGACCCUCCCUGCCCAGCCAGGGACCCAGAAAUCACCAUCAAAGCGACAUUACAGUUCUGUGUCCUCUGAGAGGGAAGAGGAUGAGGGUACCACAAAGAACUGCAUACUCAGUCCCUCUUUGAUUGAGGACCCCCUCAAAAACGAGGAGGUGGGGGCCAGUGGGGAAGCAGGCCAUUCAGAAUUUGGGAGCAGCAGCAGCAGCAACAGCCCUGAGCCUCAGGAAGGUACAGACACAACAGAAGCCCCUUUCCAAGGAGAUCAGGUGUCAUUGGAGAGUCUGCCUCCUCCAGACUCAGACUACUCGCUGCUGCUUACCUUCAUCUACGGUGGGCGCGUGGUGGGCGAAGCCCAGGUGCAGAGCCUGGACUGCCGCCUUGUGGCUGAGCCCUCAGGCUCCCAGUAUGGGAUGGAGCAGGUGGUGUUUCCCAAGCCUGACCCACGAGAGCCCACCCAGCGCCUGCUGAGCCAGAUCGAGAGAGGUGUCCUAGUGGCCAGCAACUCCAGAGGCCUCUUUGUGCAGCGUCUCUGCCCCAUCCCCAUCUCCUGGAACGCGCCCCAGGCGCCACCCGGUCCAGGCCCGCAUCUGCUGCCCAGCAAUGAGUGCGUGGAGCUCUUCAGAACCACCUACUUCUGCAGAGAUCCUUCGUUACAGCCCAGGCAUGGCACCCUGCACGUGAGCGGUGCACACACAUCCUGUGGGGCCCUGUGCUCAGCCCUGGCAGCUGUCUGGCAGCCAGCCUUCCCCAGCCAAGGUCUCGGAAGAUGAGGCUCGGAUGCAGCUCAGCACACGAGUCACAUGUUGGGGACUGCCACCACAUGGCAGCAUGCAGUAACGGGAAGGUGCACCUCGCGGCCCUCUCCUGCAUAUGCACUUGCACAGGCCGACCCCAUAUUUGGGAGAGCUCGCACACCUCCCACACACUAGCUCUGCUGCACCCCGGGCAGCUCCUCGGGUUGUCCUUCUCCCGUCCGCCCCUGCCUGGGAUUCCACUUCCUGCCUCCAUUCACCUCUAAAUCUCACCUUGGGAGUGGAGGCCAGGAGUACAGGGGACACAGAGUGGGAGUGUUGCAGGGCCACGCAUGCCCUCGGCAGGGAGGGUGCAAGCAGACAAUAGAGGUGGGGACACUUCUGUGUUAGCAGCCCAGGCUGCUGCCUUGAGGACUCUAAGCUCUUCCAGCAGAGAGCUUUGAGGGUGUAUAAAAAUCGGUUACCUCUAAAUACUUCUUACUUGAAAAGGGGGCACCUUUUCCUACUUGCACAUGGGUGAGUAGCAGCUUAGUUGCUGGCAUCCCUCCUGGUGUGAGGCAACAGCCAUGACCCUGCAGCUCCCGCUCUGGCCUUGGUCUCCAAUUGGCCCCACACCCACCCCUCUUUCUCCAUGAUGGGUUCCUCUCUAUUCCCUCCCUGCCUGUGGCCUCUGCCUUCUUUCUUCCAACCCUUGAUCCUUUCUCUUU